AAUACGUUGACCUUCAGUUAAGUGCCGAGCACCGUAAGCUUGUCUACAAGGGGGCACUAAACCGCCGAGGGGGUUCUGGGGAUAAGGAAGAUUUACAAGUCUUCUUCUUUGAUCACGCGCUCUUGAUGGUCAAGCCAAAGACUAAAGGGGACCAAUACAAAGUGUUCCGAAGGCCCAUUCCCCUGGAACUUCUCCAUGUCUCGGCAGCUGACGAGUCUCUGGCUGUUCAAACAAUUCGACCAAGCACCACUGGUCGUGCUGGCGGCAAGGCAGCUCUUGUCAAGCCUGGCCCACAUGAACAUCAUAGUGUCGGUAGUAUAAGUAGUACCGGCCACAAUAGCCCUUUGUCUCUCGGAUCUGCCAACAAUUCACUCAUUGCAUCGAACAAGAACGGAUUCCCCAUUACAUUUACCCAUCUGGGAUGGCGAGGUUACUCCAUUACUUUAUGGGCCGGCACCUUCAUCAGCAAGAAAAAGUGGAUGGAAACAAUCCAGCAGCAGCAGGAUCUGAUGAGGGAGCGAA
Molecule: messenger RNA, 522 nt
Organism: Acaulospora colombiana
Lineage: Eukaryota; Fungi; Glomeromycota; Glomeromycetes; Diversisporales; Acaulosporaceae
Source: the annotation of a GenBank genome assembly